Messenger RNA from Nyctereutes procyonoides (raccoon dog), 4127 nucleotides. RefSeq names its product epiregulin (gene EREG). Lineage: Eukaryota; Metazoa; Chordata; Mammalia; Carnivora; Canidae. Gene Ontology annotation, biological process: positive regulation of cell population proliferation; positive regulation of mitotic nuclear division; epidermal growth factor receptor signaling pathway. The transcript has 5 exons. Bases 1 to 888 code for a protein of 295 amino acids. The record is from RefSeq and is a predicted model, not a curated record.
AUGCAUCUGGUCCACGCCCCCCCCCCUCCUGCCACCCGAAUCGGAGACGGGGAUGGAAAAGUCCGGGGAGCGGUCCCGGCUCGCCAGAGGGCGGAUUUUCAUCCCCGAGCACUCUCAGGUGCUCAAAGGGAGGAUGACCUCGGGCAGUCCCCGGCCACUCCCCCCCCCCCCCCCCCCCGGGCCCUUGUGAAACUCGGGGCUCCCCGCACCUCGCCCCGCCAGCGAGUCCCAGGGCCCCUCCCAGGCACUAUAAAGGCCGCCGCGCCCCGCCGCGCAGCUCAGUCGCAGGACACACCGGGUGUCGGGGGCCGGGAGGUCGCCUGGUCCCUGCAGCCUCCAGCCGCGCUCGCCAGCAGCCCCCGAGCCCUCCCCGGCCCUCCCCGGCCCUCCCCGGCGGGGAGGAGGAUGGAGCCGCGCCGCGCCCCCGCGCUGCUGCUGAGCCUGGGUUUCCACCUUCUCCAAGCGGUUCUCAGCACCACUGUGAUUCCCUCCUGCAUGCCGGGAGAAUCCGAAGAUAAUUGCACGGCAUUAGUUCAGAUAGAAGACAACCCACGUGUGGCUCAAGUGUCAAUAAUAAAGUGUGGCUCUGACAUGAAUGGCUACUGUUUGCAUGGACAAUGCAUCUACCUGGUGGACAUGAGUCAAACGUACUGCAGGUGUGAAGUGGGUUACACUGGUGUCCGAUGCGAGCACUUCUAUUUAACUGUCCAACAGCCCUUGAGCAAAGAAUAUGUGGCUUUGACUGUGAUUCUCAUUAUCUUGUUUCUUAUCAUAGUCGCCGGUUCCCUAUACUACUUCUGCAGAUGGUACAGAAAUCGAAAAAGUAAAGAACCAAAGCAGGAAUACAAAAGGGUGACAUCAGGGGAUCCAGCAUUGCCACAAGUCUGAAUGGUGCCAUCAAGCUACAGACAGGGAUGCGCAGCAUGCCUGGUUAUGUUAGUAUUCCUAUUUUAUUAAUAAUAUUUAUGUUGGAUCAUGUGUUAAGUCAACAAUGGUGCAUUUUUAAUAUAGACACAUUUUUUUAUUUUUUGUUUUAUUUUUGACAGAAUAUUUGCUAAUGUAUAAUGUAUAUAAAACAAAUAAUAUAGAAAAAAAGUUGAUAUUUUUGUAAGAAAUAAUUUCCUGGACUAAACGCUUUCACUCAGUUGCCAGGUAUGCAAUGCCUAGGAGUGAGUGGCAUCCAGUUUGUUGCUCAGGAAGUGUCACAAAUGAUGGAUUUUUGUUAAGCUUAAAUAUAUGGUUAAAUCAACUCAACAAGUAGAUUUUCCUACCCCUCAAACGAUAAUUGGAUUCACCAUAUCGGACUUCGAUGUAUGACUUGGCACCACUGUGUUCUGUAUUAAAACACUAAUGCAAUGGGAAUUGAGGAGAAGCUACAUGUGGGGAACUUACUAAUCCAGGGAGGGCUGUGUCCCUCCACCCCCAUCCUCCGCUGUGACUCCAGGUUUACUGUCUACUGUCCUGUACGCCGAGAGGGCAGUUCCUUAUUCCAACUCAUGGCUCCUGUGGGUACUGGUCACCGAUCUGCAGAUUCUCCUUGCAUUAAAUGAGUUGACAACUUCAUUCUAUACCACCUUUUAUGUAAAUAGUAGGUAUUAUAUAGCUUCGUGAUGUUUCUUUUCUUUUCUUUUCAGACGUUUCUUUUCUUUUCAGAUUCUUUUCUUUUCUUUUUUAUGAGACAAUAAAAAAGAUAUCCACACUUGGAGCCAAAAUUUGGGCUUCUUUUUAUGAGUAUUUAUUUUCAUAGGGACUUUGAUUAAGAAUCCUAAGAUUAUAUAGUAGUCCAAAAUUUGAUGAAUUUGAGGGAUUGGUCACCAUUUUAAAGCGUAAGACAGUAAUUCUAUAUAUUGUCCAAACAUGGAAAUACAGUUAUUUCAUCUUCUUUGCAAGAGAGUUUUAUUUUUAUUUUUUAUUUUUUAAGAUUUUUUAUUUAUUUAUUCAUGAGAGACACAGAGAGAGAGAGAGAGAGGGAGGCAGAGACACAGGAAGAGGGAGAAGCAGGCUCCAUGUAUGGAGCCUGAUGUGGGACUUGAUCCUGGGUCUCCAGGGUCACACCCUGGGCUGAAGGCAGCGCUAAACUGCUAAGCCACCAGGGUUGCCCUGUAAGAGAGUUUUAGUGUAAAACAAUGCAGUAAGUAGCUCCUUCUACAAUUUAAAGAUAUAUUUGUAAAAUGAUAUCUUGAAGGAGGAAGUGGAAUAAUAUUUUCCCAAAUGAACAAAUUCAUUUGAAAAGUUUUAAAAAUUUAGAGACUUAACCAUGCCUUCUUUUGGAGACUGGGAUGAAUCUAGGGCCCGGUUUUCUGUCUUUUGUUUGUUUUGGGGGGAAGAGACAAAAGUUUCUCUUGUGUUUGAGCCCAUGGUCUCAGUGAGUUCCUAAGGGUACUUGGGGCAACCACAGAAGGAGCUGCAGCUCUCAGCAUCUCCCGGUCUCAGGGGAGACUGCCUCAUUGAAUACUAGACCUUUGAGUAGAGUCUCUCAGGAUCACACACCUUGCUGGGAGGGACUAUUCUUUUUUUCAUCUUUUUUUCCUGGCAGGUGCUAGGGCAACAACGAGAAAGUAAACAAUGCCUGACUUCUGAAGUGCCAGGUGCCAGGACUUGCCUUCAUAUGUAUCCCUUCAUUUGUCCUCCGGUGUUUCAUGUGACUAUUUUCCAAAGUGCUGGAUCUGGUCCCUUACUAUAGGGGAAAAACACAUGCGUGUGUGUGUGUGUGUGUGUGUGUGUGUGUGUGUGUAAUAUAUACAUACAUAAAAAUAUACAAAUGUAUAAAAUAUACAAAUUCAUAUGCAAAUACACACCUGUACACAUAAGCUCAAUCAUAGAAUUAGUCAUUUGUUGCUCUUUCAAAAAUAUGUAAAACUUAAAAACGAGAAACAGAGAAACAAAAUAAAAAUUCAGGAAGAUCUAAAAGCACAUUUCUGUCUCACAUUUAAUAUAGCUAAAAUCAAAUGUGCUGUGUAAGAAUACAUUUUAAGUCCCUCACAUUGUUAUUGACACCUACUAGCUGUAAAUGAAGUCUGCCUAUUUUAAGUGAUCUUGACUGUGUCGAAGAAAAUCAGUUUACUGAGAAAUCAACAGCAAUUCACUUAUUAUAUUUACAAAAAGGGAGUUAUAUUGGUUUGUCUUAAACAUCCUAUUUCAUAUCAUAUAACUAAUUGUAUCUAGUUUGCAAUGUUUUUAAUCCUUACUUAAGGGUGCUUAAAAAACUAGUCCCUGUAAAAGCUAAAUCUUUAUAGAUGUAUAUUAAAAUUUUUUUAAAAAAUAUGACCUAGAUUGCGUUCUAUGGAUGAAAAAAGACAGAAAUAAUUGUUUUAAUGAGGAUAAUGCUGAGCAAACAUAGCAGAUGAUUGCCAUCAGCUCAGAUUUCCUACAAACAAUGGAAAGAUUUGGAUUAAUAUUUAGUCUAUCUUCCUUAUCUUACAGAUUCUCACUAUAUAUAUUUGUAGCAGAGCCUAUAUAUCCAACAUACUGAGAACAAUGCUUUCAGGCACCAAAUCAAUAUUUAUGCUGGAAACAGAUGCACUAGUUUCUACUUUCUGUUGAAUUCAGUAAUCUUGUUUUGAAAAGCUCAUCUGUGAUCCACAUUGUCAUUUUUACUCCAAUAACCACUCUGUAGACUUUGAAGGGAAAAAGAUGUGUUUACCCCCUGCCCAAUAUUUUCUGGUUUUUUUUCUACUCUUAUUCAUAUGGGAGAAGGGGAGUAACGACUUGCAAAGCACUGUACAUUUUUAAUGUUUUAGCAAUAAAUAAUUUUAUCUAAAACAUGUCUGUUAUUCAAACUGGUUAAUGCUAAAUGUAAGAUAGUGCAUUUUUAUCUUUGCUGUUUUUGCACUUUGUAAUUGCACUUUUUAAGUUUGAAGAGCCAUUUUGGUAUACAGUUUAUAUUGAAGAUGCUAUGGAACAUAAACUUGUAAUGCAUGCAGUUUAACUUAUUUGAGAAUGGAUUUUAUCAGAGUACUGAAUUGUAUCAAUUUGUUUGUGUUCAGUAUCAACUUUGAUAAUUGUGUACCUUAAGAUAUUGAAGGAGAAUAUAGAUACUUCACAAGAUGUUGUUAAUGUUUAUUUAUUUUUGUUGGCAACUAGAAAAAAACAUGACUGAAAAAGAAAAAUACAUUAAAUAUCAUGCA